AUGGUUCGAUUUCCACAUGAAGAGUGUGCAAGUCCAAACGACAUAAACUUGUACACUUCUUGGUCGCUCGAUCAACAUGAUGUCCCUGAGAAGAAGCCGCGCUCGACAUCCGUGAGACGCCUGGCUGCAAUCAUUUGCGGAAUAAUGGUGCUCGUUGCUGUCAUUGUCGCGGUGGGCGUAACGUUGACUGCCGAUUCAAGCAGUUCUGGCGAUACGCCGAGCUCGAGUGGAAGUAGCGCAACUUCCGCUGCAUCGUCUACUCGGCUAUCGUCCUGCCCUCCUGUCGCCGCCAAAGACCGGACUGUAGCAUUCUGGCAAAGCGAAGUUGCUGGAUGUGACACCGUUCCGGAUGGCGUCACUCACUUGAUCUUUGGCUUUGCACUUGUCGCAGAAGGCGUUAUCGUGCCCACGUUCCAGUCGUCCGAUGACCACAUUACACAAUGCGUGAAAACCCUCCACGAGCGCUGCAUUUCGACACUGGCGAGUGUUGGUGGGUCAACUAACAACGACAACAUGUCGGUAAUUGCGAACGCGACGCUGUUUGCUGAGUCAGCCGUCAAUCUAGUGACGAAGUUCGGGUUUGCUGGCUUGGAUUUCGACGACGAGACUGUUGGGGUGCAGUUUAGUGCCGAUCGAACGAUUGAGCUGCUGAAGGCUACACGGGAGGCGCUGGACGAAAGUGGUGGUACUUCGUCGGCUUUGCUGACCUACGAUGCCUAUUUCAGCGAAGGAGACCUCGCAGUAUGUUCAGCAGUCGACGCAGCAGUAUACUCGAGAUGCUUUCCGACAAAGGUGCUCGACUACGUGGAUUGGAUCAACAUUAUGGCGUACAACGUCCAUGAAGACGAUGCCACUGCAGCAGCAAUAUACGCGGCGGCUGAGAAUACUACUUUUGCAGCGUGGAAGACUCAGUUAGGUGGCGAUUUUUCCCGCGCUACGGUUGGUCUAUGUGUAAAGGGUGGAUGUGCCUAUGGUCCGGGGCCGAAUGCAACAGUGAUUAACGAAUGGGAGAAGUUUGGCCGCCAGGAUGGACACGGGGGUAUGAUGAUAUACUCUGCAUCGGCAGAAGUAGGCGAUAAUUUUGCAGUUACCAGGAGCAUCAUUCGCUCGUCGUAA
Molecule: messenger RNA, 1116 nt
Organism: Hyaloperonospora brassicae
Lineage: Eukaryota; Oomycota; Peronosporomycetes; Peronosporales; Peronosporaceae
Source: the annotation of a GenBank genome assembly